Molecule: messenger RNA, 2170 nt
Organism: Plodia interpunctella (Indianmeal moth)
Lineage: Eukaryota; Metazoa; Arthropoda; Insecta; Lepidoptera; Pyralidae
Exons: 5
Coding region: 241-966 (241 amino acids)
Molecular function (GO): Hsp90 protein binding
Source: RefSeq, a predicted model, not a curated record
AUUGACAGAACGACUAGCAUCGCCACAACCAGUUUCGCUUCGCGAUCACAGAGUACAUUUUUAUAUAGUAUUCGCGAUUUUGGCUGGAUUUUCUGAUUUUUCACAGGAUUUUUACAAUUAAUGAGUUUUAAAAGCAAGAAAAAGUUAAACACCAUUUAGUUUUUAUUUGAUUUCCUUUUAUUGUCAAGUACAUGAAUUAGAUAAGUACAUAUUUAAGUCACAAAAGUAUAAACAAUAAUCAUGGACGAAUCAAAAAAGGGAUCAUCUCAAAGUAUUGAAGAGUUAAAAAGUAAAGGAAAUGAGUGUGUUAAAGACGCCAAAUAUAUUGAAGCUGUACUUCAUUAUACACAAGCAAUCAAAUUGGAUCCAAAUAAUUAUGUGUUGUAUAGUAAUAGAUCUUAUGCAUUUUUAAAGUUGGACCAGCAUUAUCUAGCUUUGCAAGAUGCUAACGAAACAGUUCGACUUCAACCACAAUGGGCUAAGGGCUAUUUCCGAAGAGCAGAAGUUGAAGCAGCCAGUGGACUUCAUGAUGAAGCAAUCAUAUCAUACACCAGAGCCUUACAAUUGGAGCCACACAAUCAAAAGUUAAUGGAGUCCAUAAAAAAUAUUACUGACAUGCAAAAGAAAAAAAUAAAAGACAAUCAAAACAUAAUAUGGAUUUGUACAUGUCUGGGUUUGAUUGCUGGCAUAGGUGUUGUUGUUUUAGAUUUCACACUAACAGCAAAUCCUACACUAACACAUCCUUUGAGUAUGGUAGCAUUCUCCAUUGCUCUCUCUGGUCUGGGCUGGGCGAUAGGAAAAUCUGCAACUUUAAUGACCACUUGGAAUGCGGGAAAAUCAUUACAACCUCCUGAAGAUUUAGGUCUAAAUAAUUCAUCCGAGGACAAGGAGUCUCCAGUACACGAAAAAAAGUCAAAGUACAGUAAGGCACAAGCAAGACAAAGAUAUAAACAAGGGAAACUUUAGUCAUAAGAUAUAAUUUUUGAUUGUUCACAUAUUGUUAGAUCUGUGAAAAUUCAUAUUAGCUCUUUACAUUACUCCAGUUUUAGACCAGUUGACCAAGUGAGCGAAGCAAGUGAGGUUUUCAAAUCAACUUGGAGCGAAAACACAUUUUUUGUAUGUGUGUUUGUUUGUUUGAUAUAACUUUCGAACCGUUGUUGGUCUGACUUUGAUGAUUUAAAAGGUAUGUAGGAUCUGUCAAUAGAAUUUUUAAAUUCGUAAGGUUACAAAAUCGGAUAAAUCUUUUAUUUGUAAAAACUCAUCAAAAAUUUGUGGUGUUCGCGAGGACUAAGUUCGCGGUGAACAACUAGUGAUAAUAUAAUAAGUACUCACACUUGCCGGUGGUGUGGAGACAUGUUGGAAAAUAUUGAUGAAAUGAAGUGUUAUUCUUAUCAAUUUCUAUUAGUUCAUAUUUCUGACAAUAUGCGUCCAUUACAUUAUAUUAUAACUUGGUUUGGGUCAAAUAGAAUCUUAAGUAAAAAAUAUAUGAAGUGUUCAAGAGUUUAUAAUGCAUAGCAUUUAUAAUGUACUUCCGUGUCCUAUCUUGAGUGUUUGAUAUUACCAAAAAUCAGUGGGUAUGGUUUUGUGUUUAUUUUUUUUUUCGCUGUGGGUUUAUAUUUGUAUAAAAGUUUUCACAAAUUCAAUAGGGAAUAUUACGCAAACCACUACUCAGGUGGCAGCACCGAUGCAAACCAACCGUUGCCAUGGUGCGCAAUACACACAAGUCAAAAACUUUGCCAUGCUUUGGAAGCUCAUUGAAAGACAUGUUAAUGUCCAAAUCGCUGUCUACUCUACAUCUGUGGAGUGGUUUACAUCUUAUUCUGGUGCUGCACUCUGGCGUGAUGACACCGCAGUAAUAUUCCCUAGUGUAUUUGAAAAUUAACACUAUUGUUUUCUACUCAGUAAUUCCUAAACUUGUGGCAAUGAGUGUAUGUAUGUAAUAAGGAAAAGACAAAAAUUAUAUUCCAGUUUUAAUCAUAGCAAGUUACAUAUCUCGUUUUAGUUUUUAUAAGUGUUAUCAAAUGACCAUUUUUAAUGUAAGAUGUUUUUACAUGUAGCUGAAACCUUGUAUAUUUGUGAAUAUUGUGUAGAUAGAUACCUAGUAGCUUUUAUGUGUCAGUUUUUGAUUGCUACAUGAUUAAUAAAAACCGGUCAUAUCUAAUUCUAAAAA